Messenger RNA from Misgurnus anguillicaudatus (oriental weatherfish), 2545 nucleotides. RefSeq lists its product as uncharacterized. Lineage: Eukaryota; Metazoa; Chordata; Actinopteri; Cypriniformes; Cobitidae. Gene Ontology annotation, molecular function: hydrolase activity, hydrolyzing N-glycosyl compounds. The record is from RefSeq and is a predicted model, not a curated record.
GAACAAAGGUAAACUUCGAACUUUGGACUUUGGUCCAAACUACACCCUCAUAUAGACAUUCAGGAUUGUUGUUGUAAAUGAAUCGAGCUGCAUUUCACUGAACUAACAGCAGUAGGUGCAUAAACGGGGGCUCCAUCUAACCAGAAUGGCUCAAAAGCUGAUGAUAAUUGACACGGACUGUGGAAUAGAUGAUGCUCUGGCUAUUAUAGUUGCUCUCGCAGCUCCCAACGUGAAGAUAUUGGGUAUCACCUGCUGUUUUGGGAAUGCUGAUGUGGAUAACGUAUGUCAAAAUGUGCUGCGGGUACUGUCAGUCUGUGGACAAACGCAGAUUCCAGUCUUCAAAGGGUCUGCUGGGCCUCUAGUUGGAGCUGUGAAGUCUUUAAAAGAUCACUUUGGCACAGAUGGGCUGGGAGAUGUUUUGGAGGACAGAGAUUCAGAGAUUUGGAAGGAGCAGAUACAAAAGGAGCAAGCUGUUCAGGCCAUGAUAAGACUGAUAAAUGAAAACCAGGGAGAGGUGUCCCUCAUAGCUCUUGGUCCGUUGACUAACUUGGCUUUGGCUGUAAGAUUAGAUCCCGGUCUGCCUCAAAAACUCAAGGAUCUGUACAUUAUGGGUGGUAAUAUGGAAGGUAAGGGAAAUGUGACACCAGGGGCAGAAUUUAAUUUUGGAAUGGAUGCAGAAUCAGCAUACGUAGUUUUGGAGGAAUAUACCUGCAAAACACACAUUGCAACUUGGGAGUUUACUUGCAGAAGCAAAUUAUCUUGGGAAUUUUUUGAUGAGCUGGUAAAUCAGGAUACAUCAGCUGCUCGAUUCAUAAAGAAGAUAACAUCAAAGUGCUGGGCAUUCUCUAGAGACUUUGGCAUUAACAAAAAAGAUGUCUUUUUUGGGAAGGGGUUUGUGCCCUAUGAUGCUUAUGCUGUUGCGGCUUGUGUAGACAGCAGUGUUAUUACAGAGAGUUUUGAAAGCGCUGUACGUGUGGAGAGGCAAGGCGAACUGGCACGAGGCAUGAUGAUUUUGGAUCCAUCCAACACACUGAACAAGGGCCAUCGUGUUUUUUUGAUGACGAAAUGUGACCUUCGAAAGUUUGGCUUGAUGCUUAAAAAAUCUUUACAGUUAGCAUAGAAAGAGGUGGAAAAUCUAUUAAUGAUAUUUGUGGGACUUAAAGGAUUAGUCCAUUUUCUUAAAAAAAAAAUCCAGAUAAUUUACUCGCCACCAUGUCAUUCAAAAUGUUGAUGUCUUAAUUUCUUCUCAACUAAGAAAAAAUAAUGUUUUUUAGAAGAAAACAUUCCAGGAUUUUUCUCAUUUUAAUGGACUUUAAUGGACCCCAACACUUAACAGUUUUAAUGCAGUUUAAAAUUGCAGUUUCAAAGGACUCAAAACGAUCUUAAACGAGGCAUAAGGGUCUUAUCUAGCGAAACGAUUGUCAUUUUAGACAAGAAAAAAAAAAAAUGCACAUAAUUUCGUAAUGGCGUGGAAAGGUCACGUGUUACAUAUAUGAAACGCACAUUUGUGGACCAUUUUAAACAAUAAACUGACACAAAGAGAUUAAUUAGUAUCAUUCGACAUUCCACACUUGUAAACAAUGGGGCGUAGUUUCGCAUACGUCAUCCUUGACGUGAUGACGUAUUGCGUGAGGUUGCGCUGGCGCGUCACAGGACCGGAGAUAGAUGAGAAGUUGUGGUUUAAAAGUGCAUAUUUUUUAUUUUUCUUGCCAAAAAUGACAAUCGUUUCCCUAGUUAAGACCCUUAUGCCUCAUUUGGAAUCGUUUAGAGUCCUUUGAAACUGCAAUUUUAAACUGCAUUAAAACUGUUAAGUGUUGGGGUCCAUUAAAAUGAGAAAAAUCCUGGAAUGUUUCCCUUAAAAAACAUAAUUUCUUCAUAAAACAAAGAAAGACAUCAACAUUUUGGAUGACAUGGUGGUGAGUAAAUUAUCUGGAUUUUUUUUGUUGUUGAAGAAAAUGGACUAAUCCUUUAAGGUUGUAUUUGGUAUCUAUUCCAAUACUGUUCACUGUGUUGAGCUUAGGCAGAAAUAAAACUCAAGUCAAUAUUCCAGCCUGAUAUGUUUAUUUCAACCAAUGUGACCAAUCUUUCAUUCUUGAAGUGACAAAUGAAUGAUGCACAGAAGAACACAUUUCAUUUUCUUUAGGCUCCCUCAAAUUAAAAGUCAAUAUUUGCAAAUAAAGCUUUUCACUUUAAGCGGUGGCCAAUUAAAACUAAAUAAAAUCCCAAGUCAUUUACAAUCUGGCCUUGACUUAGAGGGGUAAGACUUUACUGCCCUAAUAAACAAAUUUUGCCAACCACUUAAUCUUUCCAAAUGUUAAAUCAACCAACAAGUGCGGUCCGAAAAUGCUCUAAAAUGAAUGAAAUCCCCAAGGCAAAAUAAUCGCUCUGUAUGAGCAGGGUUUUACAACAAAGUGCUUUCAACAUGUUCAGGCUGAGUAACACUGUAUCUUAAAUCAUACAGUAAUACUGGGCCAUAUACCUGAAUUCUAAAUGCAGUAUAUCUCAAAAUAGGGAAUCUCUAAAAUCGAAAAAGAAAAAAAAAACA